Mustela lutreola (European mink) is the source of this 5276-nucleotide messenger RNA. RefSeq names its product anoctamin 5 (gene ANO5). The record is from RefSeq and is a predicted model, not a curated record. NCBI's taxonomy places the organism in Eukaryota, Metazoa, Chordata, Mammalia, Carnivora, Mustelidae. Gene Ontology annotation, biological process: chloride transmembrane transport. Gene Ontology annotation, molecular function: protein dimerization activity; chloride channel activity. Bases 513 to 3254 code for a protein of 913 amino acids. Gene Ontology annotation, cellular component: plasma membrane. The transcript is spliced from 22 exons.
AGCCCUCCGAGGCGAGGGGCGGGGAGAGGGCGGCCCCCGGGGGAGGGGCGACGGCGGGGCGGGAGGGAGAGAGCUGCGGAGAGGGGCGGGGCGAAAGUGACUCGGUGGAAGCCGAGGGGCAGUCCCGGGUGGCCGUGAGUAUCAGCAGCCCACGGGAGGAGUUGUGGAGCCUGGGCGUCCCGGGGCCCCGGAAGCUCCGGGAGCGGUACUGGGAGGGCACCCAGGAGCGCUACCGGGAGAGGGAGGUGAAGCGCAGGGCCAAGGGCGCGAAGCCGUUCCGUAGUAAGUACCAGCUGGAGAAAAAGCCCAACUGGCUGAAGAACCCGACGCUGGUGGGGACCGAGCCGAGGGAGGUCCUCAAAGUGAAGACUGCCGAAAACUUGGGCAACUGGGUGUCGGGGCAGCAAAGCCAGCGGGCCACGGUUCGAUUCAGCCUCUACCCCAGACCUCAUCUCCAGUCGCAGUGGUCCAUCUGCCGCCACUCGGUCAGUGUCAUUAACGAGCUGGCAAAGAUGGGCGAUCCAGACGUCCUGGAGAUGGUGCAGGAGGAAGAAAGACUAUCCAAUUUAGAAGCAGAAUAUGUUUUCGGAAUGAAUGAGCAGUCCCUGAGCAGCAGAGAGACCAGCUUUCUCAUCAGUGAAGAACCAGUGUCUGCAAAGCGAUUCAAUUUGUUCCUGAGGCGACGUCUUAUGUUUAAAAAGGAUGAACAAAGCAAAGAUUCUAUCUUCUUCCGAGACGGGAUUAGGCAAAUUGAUUUUGUGCUCUCCUAUGUUGAUGACAUUAAGAAAGAAGCGGAAUUAAAGGCGGAAAGGAGAAAAGAAUUUGAACAAAAUCUUAGAAAAACAGGUCUUGAGUUGGAAAUUGAAGACAAAAGGAAUUCCGAAGAUGGAAGGACUUAUUUUGUCAAAAUCCAUGCCCCUUGGGAGGUACUGGUUACUUACGCUGAAGUGUUGGGAAUCAAAAUGCCUAUUAAAGAGAGUGAUAUUCCUCCAGCUGAGAAUAUCCCCUUUAGUUAUAUGCUCGGGCCUCUGAAGCUCCCAAAGAAUGUGAGGCACCCUCGUCCUGAAUAUUUCACUGCUCAAUUCACCAGACAUCGGCAGGAACUCUUCCUCAUUGAAGACGAGUCAAGCUUCUUUCCAUCCUCAAUGAGAAACAGAAUUGUUUAUUACAUUCUCUCACGAUGUCCUUUUGGCAUAGAAGAUGGGAAGAAAAAGUUUGGGAUUGAAAGACUGCUAACUUCUAAUACUUACUCAUCUGCCUAUCCACUCCAUGAUGGUCAAUAUUGGAAGCCUUCAGCACCUCCCAAUCCUGUCAACGAGAGGUACAUACUUUUCCAGAAUUGGGCUCGGUUUUCCUAUUUUUACAAGGAGCAACCUUUAGAUUUGGUUAGGAAUUAUUUUGGAGAAAAAAUUGCCAUGUAUUUUGUCUUUCUUGGAUUUUACACCGAGAUGCUGUCCUUUGCAGCUAUAGUUGGAUUAGCGUGUUUUAUUUACGGCUUAUUAUCUAUGCAUAGUAACUCAAACAGCUCUGAGAUCUGUGACCCUACAAUUGGAGGUCAGAUUAUCAUGUGCCCACUCUGUGAUCAAGUGUGCGAUUAUUGGAGACUAAAUACCACGUGUUUGGCUUCCAAGAUCUCCCAUUUGUUUGAUAACGAGUCGACAGUGUUCUUUGCAAUAUUCAUGGGAAUUUGGGUCACAUUGUUCUUGGAGUUUUGGAAACAGCGACAGGCCAGAAUGGAAUAUGAGUGGGACCUGGUGGACUUUGAAGAGGAACAGCAGCAGCUUCAGCUGAGACCGGAGUUUGAAGCAAUGUGUAAACACAGGAAGAUGAAUGCGGUGACUAAGGAGAUGGAGCCAUACAUGCCUCUGUGGAGUCGUCUCCCAUGGUACUUUUUAUCAGGAGCUACGGUGACGUUUUGGAUGGCCCUUGUCAUCGCCUGUAUGGUAGCUGUGAUUGUGUACCGCCUGUCAGUGUUUGCUACAUUUGCUAGCUUUAUGGAAAGUGAAGCAUCCUUUAAGCAUGUCAAAAGUUUCCUCACUCCCCAGAUAACCACGUCACUCAGUGGAUCCUGCUUGAACUUUAUCGUCAUCUUGAUCUUGAAUUUCAUUUAUGAAAAGAUAUCUGUAUGGAUUACAAAAAUGGAAAUUCCUCGAACUUAUCAGGAAUAUGAAAGCAGUCUUACCUUGAAAAUGUUCCUGUUUCAGUUUGUGAAUUUUUACUCGUCCUGCUUCUACGUAGCUUUCUUUAAAGGGAAGUUCGUGGGCUAUCCCGGAAAAUACACAUAUUUGUUUCAUGCAUGGAGAAGUGAAGAGUGUGACCCUGGAGGCUGUCUAAUAGAAUUGACAGCCCAGCUGACCAUCAUAAUGACUGGAAAACAGAUCUUCGGAAAUAUCAAAGAAGCUAUUUAUCCUAUGGUUCUGAAUUGGUGGAGACGUCGAAAAGCUCGGACCAACUCUGAAAAGCUAUACAGUCGAUGGGAGCAGGAUCAUGACCUCGAAACUUUCGGAUCUCUUGGGCUCUUCUAUGAGUACUUAGAAACAGUUACCCAGUUUGGAUUUGUUACAUUAUUUGUGGCCUCUUUUCCUCUGGCUCCUCUUCUUGCUCUCUUGAAUAAUAUUAUAGAGAUCCGAGUGGAUGCCUGGAAACUUACAACUCAGUAUAGGAGACCCGUGGCUGCUAAAGCUCACAGCAUAGGUGUUUGGCAAGACAUUCUUUAUGGAAUGGCUGUCCUUUCUGUGGCAACUAACGCUUUUAUUGUGGCAUUUACAUCGGACAUCAUUCCCCGUUUGGUUUACUACUAUGCCUACUCGACGGAUGACACGGAGCCCAUGAGAGGAUAUGUCAAUGACAGCCUGUCAACAUUCCUUAUAGCUGAUUUUCCAAACCACACUGCACCUUCGGAAAAACGAGACUUCGUCACUUGCAGGUACAGAGAUUACAGAUAUCCUCCUGAUCAUGAUCAGAAAUAUUUUCAAAAUAUGCAGUACUGGCACGUCCUCGCUGCCAAGAUGACCUUCAUCAUUGUUAUGGAACACGUUGUGUUUUUAGUUAAAUUUUUGUUGGCCUGGAUGAUCCCUGAUGUUCCAAAAGUUGUUCUGGACAGAAUCAAGCGAGAAAAGUUAAUGACUGUCAAGAUUCUUCAUGACUUUGAGCUUCACAAAUUAAAAGAGAACUUGAAAAUUAGUUCUACUGAACUUGCCAAACAAGUCUUGAUUCAGGAAAACAAAGCACAACUGGCUAACUCAGCGGUCUAAUCACCAUAGUGAGCAAGCAGUCGGUUGCCUCUCUGGCGUCCCAACUUUCCCUGGGUUUUGGGUAGAGGCCAGAAGGCAUGUAUCAAUUUCACCCCACGUCCUCUUCCUUCUUUUUGAAUUCAGAGUUUUUGUACACUUUUACAGUGGCCUACUUUGUGAGGUUGGAAGAAUACCACUUGUCUGCUUUAUUGGCUGAACUCUUCCCAGAUAUUGUUUUCUAGAGUUCUAGAAAUGAUUGUUAAAAGUGCGUGUUGAAUCAGAAUAUUGGAAAAUCAUGGAAUGUUGCAGUUUAGAAUUAAACACUGGACUCGGGCUGUCUUAUCACGUUCCAGUGCAUCUGCACAUUUUCAUGGUCUUCUGUUGGGUUGUUUUAUAACUCCUUCCCAUCAAGAAAAAUGUUGGUACAAAAGGAAAGGAAUUGAAGUGGCCUCCUGAGCCAUGUAUCUCCUGCCAUUGCAGACUAUGUGAAUGAAAAAACAAAAUAAGAUGACUUAAGAAAACUCACAUAUUAAAAAUGUUGGGUGGAUAUCAUGGCGGGGGUUUGUUUCUGAAAUCAUCCUGAGUAAGUUAAGUUAAACUUCCAUCAGAAUCCCAGAUUCCCCUUCCAGGUCAAUGCAGAAUUGAUUUUUCAAGAGACUGAACAUUUAGGUUGCAACAAAAGACUAACAACUCUGGUCUUUAAAGAUAACAUUUUGGUAAUAGUAGUUUCAAGGCUAGAUUGUCUUUCUGGAAAACAGCCUAAGAAGUUGUUAGGUUGCUUCAGUUCUUCAAGUAAAUGAAAGAUAUUACAGAGAAGUAAAUGUGUCUUCUUAGUAGUUAACAAAUGCAAGACAAUGAAUAUUGACUAAUUUAUUGACCUUAAUCUGAAAAAAAUUGAAUUAUUUUUAAAAAAUCAUUUUUCUUCUAUAAUGCAUAUUUUGCAUCAUGAAGCCUGUUUGAGCAUUAGCUCUUUGUAUAAGUUAGGUACAAGUUGUUUAUGAAACUUGAUCUGUUUGAAGCAAUCUUGAAUCUUUUAAUGAGUUUACCCUGUUUUCUAUUGAUGCAUCACUUCAUUCAAUACUCAGUGCCUUGUCCCUAUACCUUUGACACCCAAGAAGUGGUUGUGCUGUUCAUGUGAUGUGAUAUAACAUCUCAAAUAUUAGCUUGUUGUACAGAAAUUGUCAGUUUAACAUCAGUCACAGAGUUGAACACCAAAAGUAGAUCAACCAAAUAAGAAAGGGGUGAUGGAUUUGAUUGCUAAGUGGAAAAAAAAAAUUAAUUGCAUUAUUUCUCUCAUACUUAGGCCCAUGGCACAUGUACACCAGUUCCUUUUUCUCUUAUGAAAAAUACUUCAUAUACAUUUUUAACACUACAAAGUGAGGGACACAGUUCAGAUAUAGUACUUGCAUCUCUAGCUUUCAAUUACACUUCAGUUCCAAAAGAAUAGUGUUUUUUUUAAAUUCCAUACAAAAGAAGAAACUUUAUCACAAGAUAUUUUUAAAGUAGUUUUAUUAUUUGAUACUAAUUCAUUUUUGUAGAAUUGCCAAUAGUAAUUAUAUGGCAGGUAGUAUUAGCUAAUGAUAGAUAGUAAACAUGUAGAAAUGAGGAUUAUGAAUUUUAUAAAACCAUGAGACAGUGACCCCAAUAUUGGCAGUAAUAACUUGUCAUCCACUGGGUAGAUUUUAUUAAAAAAAAAAAAACAUUUUUGUGUAAUUUAAAGUGAUCUCAUUAUUGAAGAAUGAUUUCAUAGGAGGAGGAGGCCUAUUUCUUGCUUGAGAACACUAGUGUUACUAUGAAAUAAGCCACAGAUGCAGUAUCUUUGGCUUGUCAUAUCAAACUCUGUGUUACUACCAUGUUGUCCCUUUGCACAGCUCAUACAUAUUACUUUCUUCCUAGGUGCUAAUAAAAAUAAGGAAGAGUGUGGAAAUCGGUUUCUUGGAUAUAAGUUUCAGUUUCUAUGGCUUAACAGUAUUUAUAGACCUAGAGUGUUAAGAUAAAUAAAGACAAAUUUAACUCACAAAGUUAUCCGUACACUGCAAUCUU